UUGUCGCGAACGGUUAACAGAAGUCGGAAGUUCUCCCCGAGGAGCAUGAUUAGAGUGUGCCCCCGUGACGGUGAAAAAUAUUAGUGAUUUUCAAUGGGCUAGUGAAUACGAGUUUAAAGUGGCCAUUCAAGAGUGGUUCGCGGAUCACGGAUAAAUAAAUACUAAAAAUAAACUAUUCGUAGUGGAAUAGCCUAAUAAUAUUCUUAGGCAUAAGAAGAACUCAAAAUAAAUUCAGUGAAUUCUGAAAUAACUGUAAGGAUGAAAGAAGUUUAUUGCAUGUGUUAAGUUGCAAAUCCUGAUAAUAAAUCGACUGAGUGAUGCAUAAGAUGUUAUCUAAUAAUUUAUUGUUCCAAGCGAUUCAAUGAUAAAUUUGAAAACCAUGUAGUAUACAAAAGCAUGACUUCUAAAUGUGGUGAAACUGUGACGAGAAAGUGUGAAGAAGUUCAUUUCCAGUGCAAAGUGAUACCAUUCAUGCAUUAACUGAAAACAGAAAAUUGAAUAACCCAUAUCGAAUUUGCAUAAAUUUCCAAAUUGACGUGAACAAACCAGUAGUGCUGUGUUAAAAGUGUUUCGAAGCUGUCCGCGUAUGUUUGCAAGCCAUUAAGAUAGGAAAAAAUGUCGAAUUCCAUAAUGUGCCACCAGCCGAAAACCCUUCUGAGGGUUACAUUAUGUGUGGUGACAGUUUUGCAACUAACGGCUACCCAAGCUGAACCGCAGCAUCGUUUGCCAGCACGUGGUUCCCAAAGUGAGCCCGCUAUCAAACCUGACGUACGACCUAACAGUUAUACGGAUUUACAAGAGGAAGAAGACACUGAUUAUACUGAGAAGCAAAGUAACAACCACGAUCAAACGAGGAGUGAAAGGUUCGGGCCACCCUACGAUGGUGAUGGGGAUGGAGAAGUGGACGAAGAUGAGGAAAAUUAUCCUCAGGGUAGGAAUAGCGAUGACCGUCAGGAUCGGCAAAGCAGGCCGUUUUCGUACGACGACCGGAACCGAUACAACAACAACAACAACAACAACAACGAUGACAAUCGAAAUUACGAUCGGGAUCGCGACCGGUAUCCUUAUGAUCGGGACCGUAAUCGGUACACGUCGGACGUGGACAACCCGAAUCUCUAUCAAAACCGGGCUCCAUACAAUCCGAACGCACCAGACGAUCGGUACAACCGGGAUCGCUACCCAGAUGGCCGCUACGAUCCCGAUCGUCGUCCGUACUUAAAUGAUGUCGACAAUCCAAAUCUCUAUCAGGACCGAACACCGUACAAUCGGCAGAAUCCGUACGAUCCCCAACGAAGACCUUACGGUCCCGAGAAUAAUCCCAACUUCGAUCGUCCCCGGGAUCCCUACAACCAAGGUCCGUUUCGAAGCGCCGAGGAGGAGCGUCGUUUUCGACAGGAAACGGAAAAGCUGCGUUCUUUCCUGGUUGACAUCGAUCGGAAGAGUUCGCUGGAAUGCUCGCUCAACGUGGCAGCCCAGUGGAACUUUGAGACCAACGUGAACGAGGCGACUCAGGUCGAAGCGAUCGCAUCUCAGCAGCGUUACAACGAUUUCCAGCGUCUGCUGUGGGAUCAGAUGCGUCACAUCGAUCAAACUAAAAUUUUCGAUGAUAAACUCUAUCGACAAGUUCGCCUUAUGUCCAUCAUCGGUCCCAGUGCCUUACCUCCUGAUCAACUCGAUAGGUAUAAUCGGAUCGUUAACGACAUGCUGACUAUCUUCAACGGAGCUCAGAUAUGUGCAUUCGAGCGUCCGUUCGAGUGUGGCUUGCGACUUCAACCGCAUUUGAAAGACAUUAUGGCUAAGAGUAGAGAUUGGAACGAACUGCAGUAUACCUGGUUGGAAUGGCGACGAAGAUCCGGAAGAAACAUGCGCGAACUUUUCGAGCAGUUGGUUGAUCUUACGAACGAUGCGGCUCGGGUUAACAACUUUACUAAUGGUGCUGCGUACUGGCAGUUUCCGUACGAAUCUCGUGACUUUCGGGAAGAAAUGGAACAAGUUUGGAGAGAAAUCCUACCUCUCUACGAAAUGAUUCAUGCGUACGUUCGUCGGAAGCUGCGCGAGUUCUAUGGACCAGACAAAAUCCAGCGGGACGUCCCGCUUCCGGAUCACAUUCUCGGCGAUAUGUACGGACAAAGUUGGAACAACAUUUUGGAUUUGCUAAUUCCGUACCCGGGUAGAAGUUUCCUGGAAGUUACGCCGGAAAUGCUGAAACAAGGCUACAAUCCCUUGGUUAUGUUUCAAAUCGCGGAAGAGUUUUUCGUGUCGAUGAAUAUGAGUGCCCUACCGCCGGACUUUUGGCUCACAUCGGUGCUAACACAGCCCCCGGAUAGGCCCAUUUUGUGUCAACCUUCCGCGUGGGAUUUCUGCAAUGGGAAGGACUAUCGUUUGAAGAUGUGUACCACUGUGACUCACAAGGAUUUUAUAACCGUUCACCACGAGCUGGCCCAUGUGCAGUAUUUCCUGAACUACCGGAACAAUCCAAAAGUGUUCCGGGAUGGGGCAAAUCCAGGAUUUCAUGAGGCCAUUGGUGACGCCGUAACCCUGUCAGUGGCAUCCCCGAAACACUUGCAGAAACUGGGUCUGGUCCAGAAAAACGUCGAUGACACGGCACACGAUAUAAACUUCCUGUUUUCGCUGGCCCUGGAGAAGGUAGUAUUUCUGCCCUUUGCACUGGCUCUAGAAGCCUGGCGGUAUGACAUUUUCGAUAAACGGGUCCGAAAGGAGCAGUACAACUGCCACUGGUGGUUGCUUAGGGAACAGUUUGGUGGUGUAAAACCUCCACUGUUGAGAUCCGAGCUAGAUUUUGAUCCUGGUGCAAAGUAUCAUGUAGCGGCUAACAUUCCGUACAUCAAAUACUUCUUCUCCAACGUACUCCAGUUCCAGAUCCACCGCGCAAUGUGCACGGCCUCGCGUCAGUAUGAUCCACUCGACCCGAAUAAGCCACUGCACAAGUGCGACAUUUAUCGCCAACCGGCGGCGGGAAAUAUUCUCAAAAAAUUGAUGGAGCGUGGCGCAUCUGAACCGUGGCAACAGGUACUGCAAGAGGUAAUUGGCGAAGGCCGGCUGGACGGCACGGCACUACGGGAGUACUUCAGGCCCCUGGAAGAGUGGCUCCGCAAUGAGAACCUCCGUACAAACGAAUUCGUCGGCUGGAUCUACGAUGGGGACUAUUGCAAGCACAGCAUCGAAACGGCCAACCUACAAGUCUACGGAGGUUUCUACAAUGCGGGAGUGCAGUUGCAGUUGAAUGCUUCGCUGAUGAUCGUCGCAUUGUAUCUUCUCGUGCAGACGUACUUGUAUCAGCUGCGGUCGAUUUGAUGUUUGGAAUAGAGUAGCAUUUUUUAGUUUAGACAAGAAUUAGUUAAAGUUGCUAGACAUAAUCACUAAGCACGAUAUUUAGGAAGUUAAGUUGAGAAGUUUAGCUAAGAUGGAUUCCGAAGAAUAUAGACUCUUCACAUAAAAAUUUUUUUCAUUUUCCUCGAAACGUCGACCCUAGUACUUCUCUGCUGCAGUUGUUGAACUCGAAAUAGUUUCAAAUUUCAUUAUUUUACAGUGUACUUAACUUUGCUGGAUACCGAGUUCAUUGCCGUUCGUCAGGAAACGCAUACUCAAUCACGCACCCCGUUUUAUAAAUACGCAACAACUAAAU
Molecule: messenger RNA, 3646 nt
Organism: Malaya genurostris
Lineage: Eukaryota; Metazoa; Arthropoda; Insecta; Diptera; Culicidae
Gene: Ance-3
Product: angiotensin-converting enzyme
Exons: 11
Coding region: 616-3315 (899 amino acids)
Biological process (GO): proteolysis
Cellular component (GO): plasma membrane
Molecular function (GO): peptidyl-dipeptidase activity; metallopeptidase activity
Source: RefSeq, a predicted model, not a curated record